AUGAGCGAAAUUGCCCAUCCUACCAUCCAAGAUGGCUGGUUCCGUGAGAUCUCCAACAUGUGGCCCGGCCAGGCCAUGACCCUCAAGGUCAAGAAGGUCAUUCACCACGAGAAGUCCCAGUACCAGGAUGUCCUCAUUUUCGAGUCCACCGACUACGGCAUGGUCCUGGUCCUGGACAACGUCAUCCAGGCCACCGAGCGUGACGAGUUCUCCUACCAGGAGAUGAUUACGCACCUGGCCAUGAACUCCCACCCCAACCCCAAGAAGGUCCUCGUCAUUGGCGGCGGUGACGGCGGUGUCCUCCGCGAGGUCGUCAAGCACGAGUGCGUCGAGGAGGCCAUCCUCUGCGACAUUGACGAGGCCGUCAUCCGCCUCUCCAAGCAGUACCUCCCCAACAUGGCCGUCGGCUUCGACCAUCCCAAGUCCAAGACCCACGUCGGCGACGGCUUCAAGUUCCUCGAGGAGUACAAGAACACCUUUGACGUCAUCAUCACCGACUCCUCCGACCCUGAGGGUCCCGCCGAGUCCCUCUUCCAGAAGCCCUACUUCCAGCUCCUCCACGACGCCCUGAGGGAGGGCGGUGUCAUCACUACCCAAGCCGAGAACCAGUGGCUCCACAUGCCCCUCAUCUCCAAGCUCAAGAAGGACUGCAAGGAGAUCUUCCCCGUCGCCGAGUACGCCUACACCACCAUCCCCACCUACCCCAGCGGCCAGAUCGGCUUCAUGGUCUGCACCAAGGACGCCAGCCGCAACGUCAAGGAGCCCCUCCGCAAGUGGUCCGCCGAGGAGGAGGAUAAGCUGUGCAGGUACUACAACGCCGACAUCCACAAGGCCUCGUUCGUCCUGCCCAACUUUGCCAAGAAGGCUCUCGAGUAA
Molecule: messenger RNA, 876 nt
Organism: Colletotrichum fioriniae
Lineage: Eukaryota; Fungi; Ascomycota; Sordariomycetes; Glomerellales; Glomerellaceae
Gene: SPE3
Product: putrescine aminopropyltransferase
Biological process (GO): polyamine metabolic process
Molecular function (GO): catalytic activity
Source: RefSeq, a predicted model, not a curated record